Molecule: messenger RNA, 5825 nt
Organism: Rhineura floridana
Lineage: Eukaryota; Metazoa; Chordata; Lepidosauria; Squamata; Rhineuridae
Product: zinc finger protein 27-like
Exons: 11
Coding region: 216-5009 (1597 amino acids)
Biological process (GO): regulation of transcription by RNA polymerase II
Cellular component (GO): nucleus
Molecular function (GO): RNA polymerase II cis-regulatory region sequence-specific DNA binding; DNA-binding transcription activator activity, RNA polymerase II-specific
Source: RefSeq, a predicted model, not a curated record
AGGGGGGAGCGUUCAUAAGUGGUAUCCCCCAUUUGUAGACUGAAGUGCUGAAGCUCAUUCUGCCACCUCAUUGUGUUGUGGAUGAAGAAGGAGACCUAAGCACAAAUCUCAUCCUUGCCCAGUCGAUGAAUUGUAACAAUCGCAGACCCAAAAUCUUGCAGCACUGAAGAGCCCCCCCCAUGACCAAGUGUUAUGAUGGAUAAGAUGGAAAAAUCAUGGUCUCUGUUGCUCCAGGGGGGCCGGUGACCUUUGAGGAUGUUGUUGUGUAUUUCACGGAGGGCCAGGGGGCUCUCCUGGAUCCAGAUCAAAGGGCCUUGUACAGAGAUGUCAUGAUGGAGAAUUAUGAAAACUUGGCCUCAUUGGGACACCCUCCUUUCACCCUCCUCAGGGGACCAAAGCGAUGUGUCCAAAUUGGAUUACAGGAAUUUGUCCCUAAACUGAUGGCAAACUCUGUUGUGAAAGGAUUUCUAGCGGCUAAGCCUGAUCUCAUCUCCCAGUUGGAGCAAGGGGAAGAGCCAUGGGUGGCAGCUUCUCAGGGCUUGGAUGAAACGGAGGACUCCAGCGCUGACUCAGCAGGUGAGUGUAAGCAAAAGGAAUUGGACACCAUGUGGGGGACACAUCUUACUCAGAAAUCCAACCUUCGUGAACAUCAACAACUCCACCCAGGAGAGAAACCCUAUAUAUGCUUGCAAUGUAGGAAAUGUUUUGCUCGGAAAUCACAUCUCAUGAUACACCAGAGAGUCCACACAGGAGAAAAACCGUUUAAAUGUCUGGAGUGUGGGAAAUGUUGUACUCAGCAGUCACAUCUUGUGACACACCAGAGAGUCCACACUGGAGAGAAACCAUAUAAAUGCAUGGAGUGUGGAAAAUGUUUUGCUUACAAAUGGCACCUUGUGACACACCAGAGAGUCCACACAGCAGAAAAACCCUAUGAAUGCUUGGAGUGUGGGAAAUGUUUUGCUUGGAAAUCAAUACUUGUGAACCAUGAGAGAGUCCACACAGGACAGAAACCCUUUAAAUGCUUGGAGUGUGGAAAAUGUUUUACUGGUUCCUCAGUCUUUGCAAGACAUCAGAGAGUCCAUACAGGAGAGAAACCCUUUAAAUGCUUGGAGUGUGGGAAAUGUUUUGCUGAUUAUGCCACCAUUGGAAGACACCAGAGAGUCCACACAAUAGAAAAACCAUAUAAAUGCUUGGAGUGUGGGAAACAUUUUGCUCAUUAUUCAACCUUUGUAAGCCACCAGAGAGUUCACACAGGAGAGAAACCAUAUAAAUGCAUGGCAUGUGGGAAAUGUUUUGCUCAGAAAUCAAAACUCAUGAACCACCAGACAGUCCACACAGGAGAGAAACUCUACGAAUGCUUGGAGUGUGGGAAACAUUUUGCUCAUUACUCAGCUUUUGUAAGCCACCAGAUAGUUCACACAGGAGAGAAACUCUAUGAAUGCUUGGUGUGUGGGAAAUGUUUUGCUCAGAUAUCAAAACUCAUGAACCACCAGAGAGUCCACACAGGAGAGAAAUUGUAUGAAUGCUUGGCAUGUGGGAAACGUUUCGCUCAAAAAUCAGUACUCAUGAACCACCAGAGAGUCCACACAGGAGAGAAACCAUAUGAAUGCUUGGCAUGUGGGAAAUGUUUUGCUCAGAAAUCAAAACUCAUGAACCACCAGAGGGUCCACACAGGAGAGAAACCGUAUGAAUGCUUGGCAUGUGGGAAAUGUUUUACUCAGAAAUCAGAUCUCAUCAUACACCAAAGAAUUCACACAGGAGAGAAACCCUUUAAAUGUCACGAGUGUGGCAGAUGUUUUGCACAGAAAUCAAAACUCAUGAACCACCAGAGAGUUCACACAGGAGAGAAACCUUAUAAGUGUUUGCAGUGUAGAAAAUGUUUUGCUCGGAAAUCACAUCUUAUGGUCCACCAAAGAAUCCACACAGGAGAGAAACCCUUUACAUGCAUUGAGUGUGGAAAAUGUUUUGCUCAGAAAUCUCAUCUCUUGAUGCAUCAGAGAGUCCACACACAAGGGACACUCUUUAAAUGCUUGGAAUGUGGGAAAUGUUUUGGUCAGAAAUCACACUUCGAGACACAUGUUUGCCCAGGACAGAAAUCCUAUAUAUGCUUGGCGUGUGGAAAAUGUUUUGCUCAGAAAUCAAACCUCAUGAUGCACCAGAGGGUCCACACAGGAGAGAAACCAUAUAAAUGCUUGGAGUGUGCCAAAUGUUUUGUGCAGAAAUCCAAACUCAUGAACCACCAAAUAGUCCACACAGGAGAGAAACCAUUUAAAUGCUUGGAGUGUGGCAAAUGUUUUGCUCAGAAAUCAGAUCUCACGAUGCACCAGAGACUCCACACAGGGGAGAAACCAUAUAAAUGCUUGGACUGUGGCAAAUGUUUUGCUCAGAAAUCAUAUCUCAUGAUACACCAGAGAGUCCACACAGGAGAGAAACCAUAUAAAUGCUUGGAAUGUGGAAAAUGUUUUGCUCAGAAAACAUACCUUGUGAUCCACCAGAGAGUCCACACAGGAGAGAAACCCUUUAAAUGCUUGGAGUGUGGGAAAUGUUUUGCGCAGAGAUCAAAACUUGUUAACCACCAGAGAAUUCACACAGGAGAGAAACCAUAUAAAUGUUUGGAGUGUGGAAAAUGUUUUGCUAGGAAAUCAUACCUCACGACCCACCAGAAAAUCCACACAGGAGAGAAAAUGUACAAAUGCUUGGAGUGUGAGAAAUGUUUUCCUUUGAAAUCAGUUCUUUACAGACACCAGACAAUCCACAUACAUAAGAAGCCUCAUGAAUAUUCCAUGCCUUUUCCUAUAGUAGAGAAUGAAGCAUCAUCUUAUCCAAGAGAGAUGUACGCCGGCCCAGCCUUUGAGAGAACUGAGCUGCCGCAUGAGAGAAUGAUACCUGCAUUUCAACCAAGAUUGCUUCCUCAAUCCAGGACAAGGCAACAAGUUGCAGAAGAAACAAGCCGGAGUUCGGUGACCUUUGAAGAUGUAGCUGUAUAUUUUACUGAGGGCCAGGGGGCACUUCUGGAUCCAGAUCAAAGGGCCUUGUACAGGGAUGUCAUGAUGGAGAACUAUGGGAACGUGGCCUCGCUGGGUUCUGCAUUAGCCAAACCUGAUCUCAUCUGCCGGCUGGAAAAACGGGAAGAGCCAUGGGUAACGGAUUCUCAGGACUUGGACAAAACUGAGAUUUCCAGCGCUGACUCAGCAGGUCAGUGCAGGAAAGAACAUUCAUACUCCAUGUGGGGAUUACAGUUUACUCAGAAAUCAAACCUUGCCAAACAUCAGCAAAUAGAUGCAAGAGAAAAAUCAUAUAAAUGCUUGGACUGUGGGAAAUGCUUUGCUCAGAAAUCAAAGCUCAUGAAGCACCAGAGAGUCCACACAGGAGUGAAACCAUUCAAAUGCUUGGAGUGCGGGAAAUGUUUUGCUUGGAAAUGGCCACUUGUGGUCCACCAGAGAGUCCACACAGGAGAGAAACCUUAUAAAUGUAUGGAGUGUGGGAUAUGCUUUGCUGAAAAAUCAAAGUUAAUGAGGCAUCAGAGAAUCCACACAGGAGAGAAACCAUGUAAGUGCUUGGAGUGUGGGAAAUAUCUUACUCAGAAAUCACAUCUUAUGACACACAAAAGAGUUUGCCCAGGAGAGAAAUCCCAUAAAUGCUUGGAGUGUGGCAAAUGUUUUGCUCAGAAAUCAGACCUCAUUCUCCACCAGAGAGUCCACACAGGAGAGAAACCCUUUAAAUGCUUGGAGUGUGGCAAAUGUUUUGCACAGAAAUCCAAACUCAUGAACCACCAGCGGAUCCACACAGGAGAGAAACCAUAUAAAUGCUUGAAGUGUGGCAAAUGUUUUGCUCAGAAAUCAUACCUCAUAAUGCACCAUAGAGUCCACACAGGAGAGAAACCCUUUAAAUGCUUGGACUGUGGCAAAUGUUUUGCUCAGAAAUCACAUCUCAUGAUCCACCAGAGAGUCCACACUGGAGAGAAACCUUUUAAAUGCCUGGAGUGUGGGAAAUGUUUUGCUGAUUCUUCAGCAUUUACAGGGCACCAAAGAGUCCACACCGGUGAGAAAACAUAUAAAUGCAUGCAAUGUGGGAAGUGUUUUGCUUGGAAAUCAAAUCUCAUGCUCCACCAGAGAGGCCACACAGUUGAGAAACCAUAUAAGUGUGUGGAGUGCGGGAACUGUUUUGCUCAGAAAUCACAUCUUAUUAAUCAUGAAAGAGCCCACAGAGGAGAAAAACUAUACAAAUGCUUGGAGUGUGGGAAAUGUUUUGCUUGGAAGUCACAUCUCGUUAACCAUGAGAGAGUCCAUGUGGGAGAUAAACCGCAUAAAUGUUUGGAGUGUGGGAAGUGUUUUGCUCAGAAAUCACAUCUCAUGAUCCACAAAAGAGUUCACACAGGAGAGAAACCCUUUAAAUGCUUGGAGUGUGGGAAGUGUUUUUCUCUGAAAUCCAGUCUUGUGGAACAUCAAAGAGUCCACACAGGAGAAAAACCCUAUAAAUGCAUGGAGUGUGGGAAGUGUUUUGCUCAUAAAUCAAAUCUUAUGAUACAUGUGAGAGUCCAUACAGGAAAGAAACCAUAUAAAUGCUUGGAGUGUGGGAAGUGUUUUACUGUGAAAUCCAGUCUCGUGAAGCACCAAAGAGCCCACACAGGAGAGAAACCCUAUAAAUGUUUGGAGUGUGGGAAGUGUUUUGCUUACAAAUCACAACACAUAACGCACCAAAGAGUCCACACAGGAGAAAAACCCUUUAAAUGCUUGGAGUGUGAGAAAUGUUUUGCUGAUUACUCAGCCUUUGGAAGACACCAGAGAGUCCAUACAGGAGAAAAACCAUAUAAAUGUUUGCAGUGUGGGAAAUGUUUUGCUCGAAAGUCGUAUCUCAUAAAUCACCAGAGAGUCCAUACAGGGAAGAAACCAUAUAAAUGCUUACAGUGUCGGAAAUGUUUUUCUUUGAAAUCAGCCCUUCUUAGACAUCAGACAGCCCACAUGGAUGAGAAACCUCUUGAAUAUUCUAAACUUUUUCCUGUGCAGUAGGGAAUGAAGCUUGUACUCUUCACAUCUGAGCAUUUGCAGCAUCUUAUCCAAGAGACAUGAAUUCCUGCCCAGCCUAUGGAAGAACUGAGCUGUAUGAGACAAUAGAGAUGCCACUUAGGAAAGAAUAGUGUCAGAGUGACUUACAUUGGAGGGAAAAGGCUUUGGCCCAGCAGGAACUGUUGUUGAUAAUGAAAGAAUUUCUGCAAAAGAACAGUCUUAUGAAUAUGGCAGAAACCUUGGCAAGAUGCAUGUAUGUAUAUAUACAAACUAUCAACGGUGUAUACUUGACUAGGUUGUAGACAUAAGGACACAAUAAGAGCUUGCUGGAUCAGGCCAGUGGCCCAUCUAGUCCAACAUCCUGUUCUCACAGUGGCCAAACAGACCAGGGAUGGGGAACCUCUGGCCCUUCACAUAUUGGACAACUCCCAUCAUCCCUGACCAUUGGCCAUGCUGACUCUAUUUCUUCUGUAAAUUUGGCAGUCAAUCUGGUCUAUGUAAUGUUGUUUAUGUAUUCACAGUGGUGAGAUAGAAGGUUGGCUAGGUUGGAAUUGGACUGUGAUGAGGUGGGCAGUCACAACAGGAAGGAGAAGUUGGACACUUUCUUUUAAGUGUAAAUACAAUAAAAUCCUUUUCAAAACUUUAAACACCUUUUAACAGCUUCUAAUUUUUUAAAAACCCAUCAACUGUUAGCUCUUGUCUAAAUAAGAAAUGGUAACAUAAUUCUUCCCUGGCCUGAGGAAGUAUUUUUACUUAAUUUUUGUUUGAUGGUUUAUUUUAUUUUGAAAAAAGUGUUGUUGUUUUUAUAAAUAUUUAUUA